AUGUCGAUUGGCGUCUUGUCGUUUAGCUCAAAGCCACCCACCUCGAUAAACUCAUUCCAGGUUGGCGAGCUCAUCGAGUGUAUAGUCCACAUGACAUCUAAUGUCCGCGCUCAAGCAGGAUGCUCGGUGAACGAUCCUGAUCCCUUCGAAUGCACGGCCGCCUCCACCUCCGACACGAGCCCACUGAUUCGCAUCGCUAGGCGCACGAUCUCCCCCAUCCCCCCCCUUCUCGUCGAGGCUCGCACAAGCUGGAGCACCGGCUUAGGAUCGUGCACCGUGAUUGGACGAUCCCGACCCCUUCGAGCGCGCGAUCUUCCUGAUCCCACCAUUCUCGUCGACGCUCACUCAAGCACGAGCUUAGGACGGCAUAUGCCAUCCACGUCCUUUCCGCCGAUAUUUGGGAUAGAUACAUGGGUGAUUACAGGUUCACUCUCCCCGACUCAGAUACGCCCACACCGUGCGCUGUUCAUGCGACCUCCUCCGCCUUCCAGAGGGUGUGCUGAGCACUCAUGCCAUGCGCUCUGCGCCGUCGAGUUGCCUUUCAACUGGAGGUGUUGGUGGGAGACGCGGUGGGAGGGAGUAGUCGGAGUCGCAGGGGGGACUCGGGCAUAUGGGGAGGGAAUGGCAGUCGACGCAGACAGGGAGAGGAAGGAGUGCAGAGGUGUGUGCGGAGGGAGGGAUGUCGAGGGUGCUAUUAUUAGCCUAGAGGGAGGGAGGGAGUGGUGUGUGGGACGGGAUAUGCAGGACGGACGGACGCAGGGUGGUGCAAGGGGAGGGGUCGAAGGAUCGAAGGGUCGCCGGAUGUGGGAGGGGUCGAAGACGGUCGAGCAGGUAGAUGGGGACUCGGGACUGGAGUGA
This is a messenger RNA of Desarmillaria tabescens, 858 nucleotides long. RefSeq lists its product as uncharacterized. Lineage: Eukaryota; Fungi; Basidiomycota; Agaricomycetes; Agaricales; Physalacriaceae. The transcript has 9 exons. The record is from RefSeq and is a predicted model, not a curated record. Bases 1 to 858 code for a protein of 285 amino acids.